AUGGCGCUUGCGAACGGCAAGGUGGACGAGUUCGACGAGGGGACCGUCGUGCAGAAGAAGUACGGACCGAGCGAUUACCGCUACGGUGAGCCGGUAUUCAAGGGUGAGGCAACACCGUGCUUCGAUGACGGCCUCCUCUUCCGCAUUGUCGAGAAGAGCAACAACAACCGCUGGUCUUUCUACAAUGACACCACCAACACCCAGAUGAAAGUCCAGUUUGUGUUUGGCAAGAACUCUGCAUUGCGUGUGCUGGAAAACACCGAGAUGGAGCAGCUGCCGGAUGGCUCGUACCGUGCCACCGUGAUGGUGUACCCGAUGGAGACGGAACUCUUUGUGGAGGGCGAAACGAACGGGUUCACUAGCAACAUCCGCGCUCUGCCGCUGUCCGAGGAGUACCUGAAAGACAUGGCCCGUCAGGACUACGAAUUUGUGAAGCAGGAGACGGCGACGCUGUUCAACUCGGUGGACGAGAAGGCCUCGACGGACGAGAUGGUCAAGGUGUGCGUUAAAAACAAUAUCAAAUUUGUCGACUUUGCCUUUCCACCGGAGCAGAAGUCGCUGCAGAUUGGCUCCCUGAUGAAGCUGAAGGUGCUGCCAUGGGAGCGCCCAAGCAUGUUUCUUUCUGACGAGAACGCCAAGCAGGCCCGUCUCUUUCGCAACGGGGUGCACCCGUCCAACCUGGACGAGGGCGACCUCGGCGACUCGUGGCUCACCGGCGCGAUGGCUGCCCUGGCAGAGUUCCCCGAUAAAAUCCGCGACAUCUUUCGCCACCCCGAGAGUGUCGAGCAAGGCCAGAACGAGCGGGCGUGCGGUAUUUACCGCGUCACAUUGAACAAGAACGGCUGGUGGACGAAUGUGAUCGUGGACGACUACCUGCCCGUGGCCGGCGGCCGCCCGAAGUUUGCGCGCUCGAAGGGCGACUCGGCGGAGCUGUGGCCUGCCAUUCUCGAAAAGGCGUACGCAAAGGUUUUUGGUGGGUACGGCUUCAUUGUUGCUGGUGACCCGCUACACGCUCUGCAGGACAUGUCCGGUUUCCCCUGCUCCUCUUUCGAUAACGCGUUCGUGGAGUCCACGAUCAACGAGACGUACGAGCUGUUCAUGCACCUGAAGAACUACAGCGAUGCGGGCUACCAGAUCGUGUUCACCACACCGACUCGCGAGGCUAUCAUGACGGCGCGCGGUGCCGCUAGCUGCGGUUCCCCCUCCCAGGCCGAGCGUGCCUUCGACAAGGCGAACCUUCUGCUAGGCCACACCUACUCGGUGAUUCGCGUCGGAUACUUCGAGGAGCACGACCUCCGACUGCUGCAGCUGCGCAACCCGUGGUCGCAGACCACCUCUGACUGGAACGGCCCGUGGAACAAGCGCGACGCCAACUGGGACAAGUACACGGAGGUGGCAGAAUACUUCAACUUUCAGAACACGGACGACGGCACCUUCUUCAUGGAGUGGCCGGAUGUGCAAGACUACUUCGUGGGCUGCGGCGUCUGCUUCAUUCAGCACCCCAUGUACGACUACCGUGUUCGCGGCACCUUCUUCCAGAACGUGCCCACGACCUGCCUGGAGAUCUCCGUGGCACGCCCCACGGUAAUCAACCUCAUUCUCUCCCAAGACGACAAGCGUGGCACCGACAAGCCGGAGAACGCGCCGAUCAUGAUCAGCGUUGCCCACGGCAUGGGGGCGAUGUCGCCGAUGCGUGUGGAUAUGAACAGUGGGUUCGACAACGACCACCCGUCGCCCGAGUACACGUUUCUGCAGAGCCGCGACGUCAGCAUGUUCUACGAGUUCACGCCGGAGAACUCGCCGUACCUAGUGGUGCCCCGCGCCAUGAGCCAGUUUGCGAAGCUGCCGUACACGCUUGGCAUCCUGUGCCCACAUGAGGUCGGCAAAGAGAACAGCGAGGUUCGCAUCGCCUUCCGCGCCUUAGCUCCGGAGAAUCGCAUCUUUGAUAAUUUCCAGAAGUUUAACUGCGAGACAGUGGCUACCGAGACAGAGUUCCAGGGGAAGGGAAUAAAGCAAUUUUUCCCCGACAUCUACGUUGGAACGAUCAUCCAAACCUCGGACGAUUAA
Leptomonas pyrrhocoris is the source of this 2067-nucleotide messenger RNA. RefSeq names its product putative calpain-like cysteine peptidase putativecysteine peptidase Clan CA family C2. NCBI's taxonomy places the organism in Eukaryota, Euglenozoa, Kinetoplastea, Trypanosomatida, Trypanosomatidae. Gene Ontology annotation, molecular function: calcium-dependent cysteine-type endopeptidase activity. The transcript has a single exon. The coding region runs from base 1 to 2067 and encodes 688 amino acids. Gene Ontology annotation, biological process: proteolysis. The record is from RefSeq and is a predicted model, not a curated record.